AUGGAGUUUGGGAUUAUUGUCCUUGGUCUUUUCUUCUCCUACACACUUAUCAGAGUCAAUUUCAUAGUUUUUGAGAUCAGUAAACCCAAGUACCUACCUCCAGGCCCAGCCCCGCUGCCAAUCAUCGGAAACCUCCACUUGCUCGGCGACCACCCACACCAAUCCCUAGCCAAUCUAGCCAAGAUCUAUGGCCCAAUUAUGUUCCUUAAACUUGGUCGCACCACCACACUAGUCAUCUCCUCCGCCGCUACUGCCAAAGAAGUCCUCCAAAAGCAAGACAUUGCUUUCUCCUCCCGCCAUAUCCUCGACGCCUUCAACGCCCACAACCACUCCCAUUACUCUGCCGUCUGGCUCCCCGUUUCCACGCAGUGGCGCACUCUACGCAAGAUUCUUAACACCACCAUGUUCACCAACUAG
Molecule: messenger RNA, 417 nt
Organism: Lactuca saligna
Lineage: Eukaryota; Viridiplantae; Streptophyta; Magnoliopsida; Asterales; Asteraceae
Source: the annotation of a GenBank genome assembly